Molecule: messenger RNA, 2188 nt
Organism: Penaeus monodon (black tiger shrimp)
Lineage: Eukaryota; Metazoa; Arthropoda; Malacostraca; Decapoda; Penaeidae
Product: organic cation transporter protein-like
Exons: 12
Coding region: 151-1749 (532 amino acids)
Biological process (GO): transmembrane transport
Cellular component (GO): membrane
Molecular function (GO): transmembrane transporter activity
Source: RefSeq, a predicted model, not a curated record
UCAAGAUUAACAUUGUAUUGAGAGAGGUGGCAACCGCGCUUAGACUCACCUGUGAAUAACUCGAACCUCUAUGCCUGCACAUCUGCACGUCGUGUUACUGGGAAAAGGAGCGACCUCGUUGUUGUGUAGUAGAACAAGAAUAAGGGCACAAUGAGCGAGGACAAAGAAGAAACGCAGAAGAGCGGCGAGGACACAGUCGCCAUCACGACCUACGACGACCUCAACGACCUUGCAGGAUCACAGGACAUAAGGACGCUCCUGAUCCUCGUCUUGAUCUCCUUCGGAACAUUUAUCAACCCGCUCCAGACAAUUAAUUACCAGUUCUUGGGUGCUACUCCGGACUAUUGGUGCCACGUACCCCCCCUGGUGGAUGCCAACUGGACUCAAGACCAGAUCCUAAGCCUAGCUAUUCCCAAUGGGAAUAGCAGUAGUCAGCAUAGUAGUUGCGUCAUGUACGACUACAAUUAUACCUUAGCGGCUGAGUUGGGCUUUGAAGUGGCCGCCUCGAGCCCCGACUUUUCCCUUGAGGAUGGUGAGGAGGUUAGGACAGUCAAGUGCUCCUCCAGAGACUUCGACAGGAACCAGUACGAGUCUACGGUCGUGACGGAGUGGGAUCUGGUAUGCGAGCGCCGUGUUCUGUACUCGACGACUCAGGCUGUCAGUCAGGUGGGAACGCUGCUGGGUUCCCUCGUGGUCGGCUACCUCUAUGAUGUGAUCGGCCGUCGCCCAGUCGUCCUCCUGAGCUCCACCCUCUUCACUCUAUCGGGGUUCUUAGCGGCUGUUUCCCCUACAGUCGAAUUUUACAUAUUCAUGAAGACCAUUAUCGCCUUUAUGGCAUCGGGGAUUUAUCUUGGCUGCUUCGUGUUGGUUAUGGAGUUGUGUUCCUCUCGCCAUCGUUCUACUGUAUCUGUCAUGUUCGUAGUACCCUGGGCUCUGGGAUACAUGGUACUACCAGGUAUCGCUUACUUAGUAAGGACUUGGUACUGGCUACAAGUGGCGCUUACGGCCCCCGCUCUUUACACUGUCUCUUACUUUUGGCUGCUCCCAGAAUCCCCACGUUGGCUCCUGGCGAAGGGAAAAUACGAAGAUGCCCUCAAAGUGUUCAAAUGGCUCGCGAGGAUCAACGGAAGAACUCUGCCACCUGACGAAGUUCUCCUGCAGGCUGUCAAGAACUUAGCAACCCUGGACGACAAGGAGAAGCCGAAAGCGGACCAAGAGGCUAAGGAGGACCUCGCCGCUCGACUCCUGGCCGCCGUCAAGGAGUUCUUUGCCCUCGUGACCACCGCGGGCCUCAGGGGAAGGGCGGCAGUCGUCUUCUUCUGCUGGUUCGCGAGCUCGCUCAUCUACUACGGCGUCGCCCUCAACGCCACGAAUUCCAGCACCGACCCUUACAUAUACAUGUUCCUUGGCGGCCUGCUCGAGAUCCCCUCCUACGUGUUGCUGUGGCCUGCUAUCAUCUACCUCGGGAGGAAGAAAUCGCUUGUGGGUCUCUACCUCGUGUGCGCAGUCUCCAUCUUCGCUGUUAUGACUGUCCUGAUUGUGACUCCUGGAGAAACUGGCACUUUGAUGAUCUUCCUGUCACUGUGUGGAAAGCUCGCCAUCACAGCAGGCUUCCAUCUGGCAUACAUCUUUACCGCCGAACUUUUCCCAACGAGUUACCGCUCCCUCGCCGUGGGGCAGGCCAACGUCUGUGCUAGAAUCGGGAGCACUUGUUCGCCGUACAUCAAUGAUAUUAACAGGGUGUUGUAACUGUAUGGGCCCCGUCCGCCGUCUUCGGAUCCUUAGCUCUGAUGGCUGCCGGUCUAGCUGCUUUACUGCCAGAAACUAAAGACUGCGAUCUUCCCGAAACGAAUGAAAUCCCACAAAGUCGCCAAAGGAAAAAUUCGCAAGAUCCUGCCGAUUCUUUGGAAAUGAAAACUGGAGUACCAAAUUGCAGCUUCGAUCCCGACAUCGACCAGAGCGAAACGGACAAUGGGCGUUCGUGAUUUCGGAUCCUGAUGUUGUUUUGUUUUGCAGAUUAUCUUUAACAAUACGUAUAUAGAAGAAAGUGACUGUGAUGGUUUUAGGUCAUUAGAAGUUUUUCAUAAAAGGAAAAGUAAGCAAGAUAAAGUAAAAUGCCAAAGGAUUAAACAACGAAAGACUGUAGAUUCGUUAUUGUACAAAUAGUGCCAUUCAUGUUAAAAGGCAC